AUGUUUCAACAAUUACUAAGAUCGACCAAAUUACACCCAAAAACAUUUAAACUAAUUAGAAAUUAUUAUACUGUAAAACGAAAAGCAAUCAAUGACGAGCAUUAUGUAGCGAAACACAUCACACAACACAUUCAAGCAAAAGGGCCCCUCACAGUAGCUGAAUACAUGAGGGAAGUUUUAGUGAAUCCAAUGGCAGGAUAUUAUAUGCACAAAGACAUGCUUGGUGAAAGUGGAGACUUCAUUACUUCACCUGAAAUAACUCAAAUGUUUGGAGAAAUGAUCGCAGUUUGGCUGAUAAAUGAAUGGCAAAAAGCAGGAUCACCUAGACCUAUCCACAUUAUUGAACUGGGUCCAGGAAGGGGAACUUUAAGUAAUGAUAUCCUGAAUGUGUUCAAUCAUUUCAAAGUUUUGCAUAAGGCAAGCUUACAUCUUGUUGAAGUUAGUCCAUUCUUAAGUAGUGCUCAAGCUAGAAGGUUGUGCAUACAAAGCAAUUUGACAACAAAUGAUGGUCCAGCUUACAGAAGAGGCAUAUCACACCAUGGUAUUCCUGUGUUUUGGUAUAACCAGCUAGAAGAUGUACCUCCUGGGUUUACUUUACUUAUUGCUCAUGAAUUUUUUGAUGCUUUACCCAUCCACAAAUUCCACAAAGUUCAUGGCAAUUUCAAAGAAGUAUUAAUUGAUAUUGAUACUAAAGAUGAUCCAGACAUAAAAGGAGAAUACAAAUUCAGAUAUGUCCUUUCUAGAAAUGAUACCCCAAUGUUACAAGUCUUGAUCACAAAAGGAGAAACUAGAGAUCAUGUUGAGGUAGCACCAGAUAGUAUACGCAUUAGCAAGCUGAUUGCUGAAAGGAUAAAGAAGUUAGGUGGAGUAGCACUAAUAUGUGACUAUGGUCAUUUUGGAACUGGUACAGACACAUUUAGAGCAUUCAAACAGCACAAACAAGUAGAUCCUCUUAUGAUGCCCGGUACAGCAGACUUAACAGCUGAUGUGGACUUCAAAUUACUUUGUGAGAGCUUCAAUAGCGUAAAAGAUGUUUUAUGCCUGGGUCCUGUUACACAAAGAGACUUCUUAUUAGAAACAGGACUAGAAUAUCGAUUUGAAGCAUUGAAAAAUACCAUAAAAGAUGCGAAGCAUAUUGCUAAUCUAACCAAUUGUUAUAACUAUUUGACUGACAAUGAUAAAAUGGGUGAGAGGUUCAAGUUCCUUGCAGUAUUUCCAUCUGUUAUGAAAAAGAUUUUUGAACGUUGUCCUGUGAUAGGAUUCCAAGCUGCUGUCCAUUAA
This is a messenger RNA of Acanthoscelides obtectus, 1281 nucleotides long. The record is from the annotation of a GenBank genome assembly. NCBI's taxonomy places the organism in Eukaryota, Metazoa, Arthropoda, Insecta, Coleoptera, Chrysomelidae.